Molecule: messenger RNA, 2646 nt
Organism: Scleropages formosus (Asian bonytongue)
Lineage: Eukaryota; Metazoa; Chordata; Actinopteri; Osteoglossiformes; Osteoglossidae
Product: pleckstrin homology domain-containing family N member 1-like
Exons: 16
Coding region: 169-2181 (670 amino acids)
Biological process (GO): response to hypoxia; 3'-UTR-mediated mRNA destabilization; positive regulation of apoptotic process
Cellular component (GO): mitochondrial membrane; cytoskeleton
Molecular function (GO): phosphatidylserine binding; cardiolipin binding; phosphatidic acid binding
Source: RefSeq, a predicted model, not a curated record
CCCACACGCACACACGCCGCCUAGACGGCUUGAGUACAAGAGCCUCCGGACAGGAUCUACUGCACCCUGACAGGGAGCGCAGCACCGAGCGGAAUCCGGCAGGACGGUGCCGAGGACACAACCCAGAGAGUCCACUCCCGGGAUCCACGGGCGCGACACAGGUCCAGCAUGGGGAGCAGCCUCUCGUGCGUCCCACACAACAACCUACAGUUCUCCAGCAAGAACUUUAUCCGUAGGAACAGCAGUCGGUUGUUCCGUAAGAAGAACCCAGAGGAGGGUCAGGUGAAGUCCAACAGCAUCAUCAACAUCCUCUGCACUGUGACCCCCAGGAAGGAGAUGUCACCCAAGGACCUCCAAGCUAUUGAGAACAUCAAGUGGGAUCCACCGUUUGCCUACGACCCCUCGGCGGGCUGGAAGAAGAGCAGCGUCAACGUGAAGAACUACGGCAGGAUGGUGCACAGCUCCAAAGUGCAGUUCCGCUUCCUGCACUGCCAGGAUAUACAUGACUGCUUCUUGGACCUCUUCCAGACACACCUUCAUUUUGUCUCCAACACCAGCACGGGGCUGACCUACCAGGGAACACUGCCAUUGAGUGAUAUCACGGUCUGCAAGCUGCAGACCGCAAACGGAGGCAGCGACAGCGCAGAAACCUUCUCGUUUCAGAUCGACGGUGUUGGUUUGAACCCCAUCAUUGUUUACUGCUCCAAUCAAGAGGAACUGGACACCUGGUUUGGUCACCUGAAAGAGCAAGUGGAGGCCAACGGGGGUACCGUGAUUACGCCGAAGAGCAGGACAUACGCUAGUGUCAAGAACCCAGAGGAGGCGGUGAAGGGCAAGGAAGAGCUCCGGAAUUCGGUGGGGAAAGAACCCAUUUACGAGUGGGAGGGCUCUCAAAGGGAGUCGCUAGGCGUCAUCACCUAUGUGACCAAAGUGAGAGUUCAACACCUGCCCUGUCAGGACCAGCACGACCGGCUGCUCGUGAUGUACCCUUCAACCCUCAUCAUCCUCUCUGAGGAGAGCAACGGCCUCUUCUACAAGGGAAAGCUUCCUCUGAACAGCAUCAGCGUGACCACACCCUGCCAAAGCGCGAAACCCAACACUUUUACGAUUGAAGGAAAACUGAUCAAUCCCAUUGUGGUGACCUGCCUGGAUGAGAGUGAAUACCAAGAGUGGAUCUGUCAUCUCCGUGCCGUGCAGGUCCCAGCGCAAAUUCCCCCACCACCGGUCUAUGACAUCAUCUACACUCCCACCAAGACUACGGCUCCGGAGUUUGACCGAUGGAGUGGCCACAGCCACCGGGAACAGAGGCACUCCCGCCACGGGAGGGGAUCCAACGGACUCACGGUGCAGAACCAUGGGGACGACCUCAUGUCCCCGGGUUACACUACGCCCCUCUGCUUCGCCUCCAGUCGGCCCGGUUCCGGCGACGUGGGUCUUUCGGCUCGUCUGAGUGACCGGAGCAACAGCAUCUCCUCCCAGGUCAGGCCCAUCGUAGAGGUCCACCCACCGCACCGUGGAUCCAACUGCUCCGGCGGCGAGCCGCUGUCCCCCGUCUACAACACACCCUACCACCUCUUGGAACGUAGCGCCCCCCAUCUGCAGCAGGAGAAGGCCCCCCUUGUCAAGUCCAACAGCUGGAGCACCCCCCAGGCGGUCAUAAAACACCAGCUCUCCAACCCGCAGAGGAACUCGGACACGUGCGCAUUCCGGAUGCCGCUGUCCCCUCUCUACGACGACCCGUGGACUCCUGGGAUGCAUGUGUCGGAGGACAGCUAUGUUAACCCGGCAAUGCCCAGACCGCACCGGGGACGGCAGGAGGAUCCACCGGCCGCCCAUCUCCAGCCGCAAGCCUUUAAGCUGCUGAUGCCCCCGUUAGGUCGACGCAAGACGCAAGCCUCGGUCCCGAGGCAGGAAGUGGAGAGUUCCCAUCGGGCUGCGGGGCUCAAACUGCUCUCCCCCCCUACGGCGGCGCUACCUCACGCUGACAUCGAGCAGGCGCUCACCCGGCCACGGGGCGUGGAGAUGUCAGCUGGUUACUCACAAGAAGAGAUCUCUUACCUCGAACCCGCGGAACCGGACGACCAGGAAGUGGACUACGAUAACAUCUGGGAUUUCGACCCCGAUACUGGGAUGAGUCAGCCGUUGGCCCGGAUUUCACCAUACCGGACGCUGGAGGGGUGAGGCGCGGAGGGAACGCGGCCGAGGGGGUCCCGGAAACAGGAAGAGGAGCUGCGAGCGUACCGCGGUGAUUCACCAGGAAGCUGUGGGUUACCCCCUCUGAGACGCUCGCCUAAUGCUGUACACAUGUAAAAUAACCCCGCUCACCCUGUUGUUUACCUUUUGGAAGACCUGGCUUUUGUAUUUUACCACUGUACCUUUUUCCAUUUGCUCAGCCAAAUGCAUUUUUUCUAAUGUAUAUUUAUUUGCUUUGCACAGAAGCCGUUUAUAUUUUUUGUGUCUACACGCAUGCCCAUACUUUGAAAGGGCGAAUGCUUUCUGCUGGUUUUAAUGUAAUGUUUGCCCUUUGUGAAGUUUCACGGCUCCAGCGGUUUAAUUUCCUAUUGCACUUAAACACAGGGAAAUAAAGGGAAAAAAUAACAUGUUUUUAUUUAUUUCAAGAUAUUUAAAAAUAAAAAGCAUUCUCUU